AAAUAACUAGAACAAUAAAAUACACCGUUUCACCGUUUCAAUCGACACGGAUGAAUAGUGAAAAUGGACAUUUAUUUAUUUUUUUUUGUUUUUACAAUCCUAAUUAAAGUUGUAACAGCCAGACAAGCAUCACUUCAUCCUGUGUUGGUUGCAAGAUCGUCUUUGGAUUGGAUGCCAAGCAGGGUUAAUUCACUUUAUUCUGAUGUCGGGGCUUGGAGUGGUAAAUUUAGACCGGUGAUGGAUGAAAUAGAAUCAGACGAAGCCCUUAGAUUUUACCAAUUUCUUAAUUAUUUGGAUGGUGGUAGUUUUGGUACCGGGCCUAUCGAUGAGUUUGUGGAUGCAAUGAAUAGACUAUCUACCUACAUGAAGCAACAGAAUAGUCGCGAGACCCAAGUAAGAGGAAUGCGCGAGCUUGAAGCAAUUAACGGCGAAAAAGGUAAUAGCAUCAAAACUAUCUUAGAAAUAAGCACAGUAAUUAUGCGAAAAAAAAGAAAAUUCUUCUGUACCGGAGAAGUAAAGGAACCCAUUGUGAAUAACAAAAUCAUUUGCAAAGAUAGGAUACUCCUACCGAUUGCUGGUCCAUCUUGCAGAGAUGCAAUUAUGUACUGGCAUCCAGAUCUUACCGAGGAACAUUACUGUGUCGGUGCAUUAGAAUCAAAAAGCCCUGUUCAUAUAAUGGAUAUAGAAGGAGAAAUGUUUUGCAAAGGUGAUGAUUAUUCGAAGCGCGAAUAUUUAUUAGCGUGUGAUUUUUAUGAAGACCAAGAAUCUCCCGUCGCAGAUUUGUUGCAAUAUUAUCCGGAUCCCGAUCCAGAAAUAGGUCCAAGAAUGUAUUAAAGAAUGUAUUUAUUGAUCAUUAGUGAUUCAACAGCUCCAAUAAUAAACGUAUUG
Molecule: messenger RNA, 888 nt
Organism: Leptidea sinapis
Lineage: Eukaryota; Metazoa; Arthropoda; Insecta; Lepidoptera; Pieridae
Exons: 6
Coding region: 64-834 (256 amino acids)
Source: RefSeq, a predicted model, not a curated record